GCAAAAGGAAGAGUGAUGGAAUGAUUGGGUUGGUGCAUGCUCAUGCAUUAUGCCAAUUGCCAUUCAACAUAUGUCUCGUCUGUUACCCACUUUUCUUAUUCACUCCAUCAUAUCUUGCUUUCUUCAUUUUCCUUUCUAUGCAGAUGCUUCCAACAAUAUACCCCACACCCCCUCGUGGCCGGAAUUAUUGCCCACUCACUCCCAUAUACUUUCCCUUAUUUAUUCCCUUUAUUCCUCACGCCCUCUCCUUAAAAAUACUCUAUACCUAGCUUCUGCAAUGAGGAUGAUGAUAGACCUGGGCAACCAAACAGGUUCUCUGCUCUCCAUAAUCGACGCUCCAACCUCAGUAGACUGCGGACGACCAGUGCGGUUCCGCCGAUCCUUUAGAUCCCUCGUCGAGUGCAUGGUCCCCUGCUGUGGAUUCCAGCCCUCUCAUUCCUAUGCCAUCGAUUCCGACUCCACUACCGUAACCGGCACUUUCUUCGGUUACAGAAAGGGCCGUGUUAGUUUCUGUCUGCAAGAGGACACGCGCACCUCUCCUCUUCUGCUUCUUGAAUUCGCAGUCCCCACAUCUUACUUAGCCAGAGAGAUGCAGUACGGGCUGCUCCGCAUAGCCCUAGAGUGCGACCGACAAAAAGAGAGUUCCAGCUGGUGCUCCCUCUUUCGCGUCCCGGUGUGGUCCAUGUACUGCAAUGGCAGGAAAGUUGGGUUUGCAAUAAGGAGGCAGCUGAGUGGGAGCGACGCUGGAGUACUGAAGCUGAUGCAGUCGGUGUCUGUGGGUGCUGGGGUUUUGCCUGUGCCUCCCAUGUCAGAAGAUGGAGAGCUCAUGUAUUUACGUGCCACUUUUCAACGAGUCAUAGGUUCUGCUGACUCAGAGUCAUUUCACAUGAUGAAUCCUGUUGGCAGUUCAGGCCAAGAACUCAGUAUUUUUCUUUUAAGAUCGUGACAAUGUUUGAUACUAUAAUGUUAAACCAAUUAGCUACCUGCAGUAUGUUAUAUGUAUGUAAGCUUGUACAAAAUAUCUAGUCUAUUUCUAACAUUUUUUUUA
Mercurialis annua (annual mercury) is the source of this 1048-nucleotide messenger RNA. Its product is annotated as protein MIZU-KUSSEI 1. Lineage: Eukaryota; Viridiplantae; Streptophyta; Magnoliopsida; Malpighiales; Euphorbiaceae. The transcript has a single exon. The coding region runs from base 50 to 946 and encodes 298 amino acids. Gene Ontology annotation, biological process: hydrotropism. The record is from RefSeq and is a predicted model, not a curated record.